Chroicocephalus ridibundus (black-headed gull) is the source of this 456-nucleotide messenger RNA. RefSeq names its product EF-hand calcium binding domain 11 (gene EFCAB11). NCBI's taxonomy places the organism in Eukaryota, Metazoa, Chordata, Aves, Charadriiformes, Laridae. The record is from RefSeq and is a predicted model, not a curated record. Gene Ontology annotation, molecular function: calcium ion binding.
GAAGCGUAUGAUGAAGAUAACAAAGUCAAUUUAAGCAGAGAGGGCUUUAAAGUUGCUGUAGUAAUGUUGUUUGGUUAUAAACUGUUCCAGGUGAAGGUGGAUUCAGUAAUGUCUUCUGUGAGACCACAAAAUUCAGGUCUAUUAUUUGAAAAGUUAAAUCUCAUGAGUGCAAAAAAGGCUGCACAGUUAUACAGUAACGAAGCAAGGCAAAUAUUUACAGAUUUUGAUGUGCAAGAUAGAGGAUUUUUAACUUUUGAAGACUUCAAGAAAGCCUUCAACUCUGUUUCUGCUAAGUUAUUUGAAAGAAUCAUAGCUGAAGCCUUCAGAGAAGUCGAUCAGGAUUCUGAUGGCCGCAUCAGCUUCAAAGAGUUUGAAUCUGCAAUGAAGUAUGGACAAGAUGAAGUAUCACCAGUGUACUUUGCCUACAGAAUAUUCUCUGGUGGAAAGACAAAGUGA